GCCAAACGCUGUCAUACCGUCUAGACAUGUUGUCGUGGGUCUAAGUCCAGCUGUCACCAUGGGGAUGGAGACCGGUCCGCUGUGAAUUUUUGGGAGAGAGAGAGAGAAGAGGGUGAAUUGACCAGGGGCACAAAAAAAAGAAGGAAAAAAAAGAACAAUUUGGGUGCCCUUUGGGUGGGAAGGCUUGGCUGGGGAGGGGGGGCGGCUCCCGCGUCCCUCCCACCCAUCCACGCCCCCAAGGCUUUUCCCUGCCAACCCCCCUCUCUCUUUUUUCCUCCUAUUUUUUUUUCUCUCCCCCCCCCCACUUGCCCUUCACCAUGCUUGUGGAGUAGCAGGGAGGGAGUGCAAGAGGGGGAGCCUUACAUGCGCCUGUCAUCUAACCCCUUGGCAAUCUAUUUAAAGCAAGAACCCUCUCGUUGGAUUUUGUCUCGGCCCUAUUUAUGAAUCGCUUGGACUUGGCAAAUAGGACUGUGGAGUAUUAGCUCGGAGCUUUUGAAGAAUCGGCAAAGGACGGAGGUGCCUGCCUGUUCUCUUCUGGCGCGAGGGGAGGGGGGGGGAGGCGGCUGGUCUGUCUGCAAGUGCUGGUGGACUGGCUUAAGCUGGGCUGAGGAGAGCAUGAAGGUCUCUGAAGCCCUCCUGAUCUACUCUUCCUUGGCGGUGCUGCUUCGCCCCAGCUCCUGCCAGCCCUACCUCCGGCUCCGGCCCUCCCCUAGUGACAACCUGCCUGUCAAGGACAUCAUUGAGCAUCCGGACCCAGAGUAUGACCCCAAGGAGCAGGACCUGGACGACCGGACUUUGAGGAAGAAGCUGGGGAGCCACUUUGACCCCCACUUCAUGUCUGUGGUGGCCCCCGCCCAGAUGAACCUCUCUAGCUCUGACCCGUUGCACCGAUUCAAAGGGUUGGGGCCCUUGCCCAACGAGCUGAAAAAACUGGACCUUGGCGAGACGCCCUACGGGACCAGGCUCAAGAUGGGCAAGAAGGCCCGCCGGAAGUUCCUGCAGUGGCUUUGGGCGUAUACCUAUUGCCCGGUAUUGUACACCUGGAAGGACCUGGGAGUCCGGUUCUGGCCUCGUUACAUCAAGGAAGGGAACUGUUUUGCCGAGAGGUCUUGUUCCUUCCCGGAAGGCAUGUACUGUAAGCCGGUCAAAUCGGUCACCAAGACCUUCUUGAGGUGGUACUGCCAAGGAUGGUCAAGGCAGAAGUAUUGCACCUGGAUCCCAGUCCAGUACCCUGUGAUUUCAGAGUGUAAAUGCUCUUGUUAGCCGGACUUUUGGGGCGUUCAGGGGCCCAAGAGACCUCGCGCGUUCCUGUUCGGUGGAUAUGUGGAUCGGCCGCCGCAACCCUCUGCUGGAAACGACACCAGUGACUUUGGAAUGGGUGCCACGGGCCUUGCGUUUGCAGUCCCGAACAGGUUCCAUCAAAAAAAGAGGGACUUAGGCAUGCUGUGGAGGCAUGAGAAUGUCCAGCUCUCUUGCGGACAGAUGUGACAGAUGACCUUGAAACCCUGAAUAGGGCCUGGAUGUUCAAUUCCGGAACUUGGCAGUCUCUCGGAGAGCCCUCGGAGAUGACCGAGACACACAGAAACAUGGACACAACAUUCACAAGAGACCUUGCCUAUUCUUUUCUCUGUCCUCAUUUUUCCUCUAGCGGCCCCUUGCACUGUAUUUUUUUUCUAAUUAUUUUAUAUUAUUUGAAAUAGAGAGGAAAAGCAUAUCCUGAAAGGAACUGCAGUGCAGGCCAGAGAAAAGCUAAGCACUACAAUAAGAUGUUUAUUUUUAUACCUAUUAUAACAUUCUAACAAAAGGAAAAUUACCAUCCUUUGUAAAUAUAGAGAAUUUAAAAAGGGGGGGGGGAAAUUCAGCAGUGUGUUUUCGUUGGUUAUUUUUAUUGUUGUUAUUAAUAAUAAAAUUAUGACGAUACAGGACCAUAUGUUGAACCCAACCCUUUCAAAACUGAACACUUUCCUUCAGCAGAUGGGAAGGGGGACAUUUUUUUUCCUAUUAAGAUGGUUUAUGAUACCUCCCAACAUCCCUUUAAGAUGUUUAAUUUCUGUUUCCUGUAUUCUUGUUUUUUUCUCUCUUCCAAACAUGUCACUGAUCUUCAGACUAAUAUUCAGAGUCGUCUAGGUUUUUUGUUAAUGUAUAUUGAUUAAGGAGAUUUUUUUAAAAAAAAAAGUAUGAUGUUAUAAAAGAGUGACUUUUUUUUGUUGGGUUUCUUUGGAAUACAUAUAGUAAUGUAGAGAUGUUAAAAGAAAUUUCUGGUGUACAGUUUAUUUAUUUUCAAUGUUUGUGUAUAGGAAGGGGGGAAAGCUAGAGAUUAUGCCAGAAAAUAUUGAAAAUGUUUACUUGAAUAUUCCUUUUACAACGUAUCAGUGUACAUAUCAACCAUGACUGAUCAAAACAUUUUUAGCAAUAAACUCUAUCUUUGA
This is a messenger RNA of Pogona vitticeps (central bearded dragon), 2429 nucleotides long. Its product is annotated as noggin-2. Gene Ontology annotation, biological process: negative regulation of cell differentiation; dorsal/ventral pattern formation; negative regulation of BMP signaling pathway. The record is from RefSeq and is a predicted model, not a curated record. NCBI's taxonomy places the organism in Eukaryota, Metazoa, Chordata, Lepidosauria, Squamata, Agamidae.